AAUGCACGUGCGUAUGCACAUGAUGCAGUAUUAGAGCAUAAACACAUCAUAACGAAACUAAAGCCGAAUCCCGAAAAAGAGGACAUGUCAGGGGGAAAGAUGACAUAUGGUCCCCUUAUGUACGUGAGUUUCUCUCCUGGACUCCUGCAUUUCCGACGGACUGGACAUGUAUUGUCAUCAGGAUGAAUGGGAAAUGCGUUUUUCCAGAGUCACUGCUGCGUUUGAGCUUUGUUUUGAGUUGUUCCAGUCGUCUUUCCAUAUAUUAUAAUCCUGUACGAACAUGGAAACUGAAACCAUUUCCUCCAUUUGUCAGUGGAACAUUUUAGAAGAACAAUGAACACCAAGGGCAGUGUCAUAGUCUUAUUCCUCUGUUUCCUGACUCUAUUUACCUUAACAGACUGUAGCACAUGUCAGAAAAAUAUAUUAGAAGGGGGCAGUCUCACCUUUAAACUGACUGACAGGCCGCUUAAUGAUAAUGAUCGAUUCACUAUAAAAAAAGACAAUAAAGUGGUAGUCCUCAAAAAGAAUAACAAACAAGAGGGACCAGGGAUCGUCAAAAAGGAUUCCCUGGAGCUCCUACAUGUGAAACUGAGUGAUUCUGGGACAUACGGUGUUGACGUAUUUGAUGUGACUGGCAUCAACGUAAAAUCAUACUCAGAAAUCGUCUGUGUUUAUGCAAAAGUCCCAAAGCCAAGAGUGAAUAUUACAUGUCAGGAUGAGAAAGUUGACUUCAGAUGUGAUGUUGAAGUUGACAAAGAUCAAAGAUCAGCUAUAUCUUACAGCUGGCACAAAAAUGGGAAAGAAUUCAAGAAGAAUGUAUUUAACUUCUCAAUAAAUGCAGAGGAGGAUAAAUCAGAGUAUACAUGUACUGCCCAGAAUCCAGUUCAUAAAAGCACAAGUGAUCCAGUAGAAGCAGCAUGCUUCAAGCAUACACUCUUUGGCUUUGACUUUUGGUUCAUGGUGGGCCUCUUAGCUGGUGGAGGAGGUCUUGUUCUGUUAUUGAUAAUUGUGCUGGUGACCCUUGCCUGUCGUUCCUGUAGACGCAAAGAUAAACAACAACGAGAUGAAGAAGAGUUAAGACUGAACUAUGUCAACGCCUCUCAGUCUUCUGGUCAACAAAAAUCAAAGCAUACAGCAAGAGGUCAGCCAGCACCUCCAGAACCCUAUGAUGAUGUUUCUGCCCAGGAGGUCCCGUGUCAGGCCGAACCUAAACCCAGGAGCCAGCAACGCGGUCGACCUCCUCCACCUCCAAUAGAUGACGAGGAGGAACACCCUCCACCAUUACCCCAACCUAGGAAAAAGGCACAAGUCAAAAAGCGUGAAGCACCGUUGUGAUAGAGGAACGAGUACACCAGUCAGGUGAAAUGAUCGAAUUAUUUUUAUAUCUGUAUGUAUGAAUAUAUAUGAAGGAAAUAAGAGUUAUAAUUAAUAUACAAACAAUAAUCCUAACAUUUCUGCACUUUUCUUGCACAUGUUUGCUUCACAUAUAUGCAUACAUACAUGUACUUUAUAUAAUAUUCAAUAAACAUUCAAUAUAAUAUUCAAUAAACAUUAUACAGUAAAGACAGUUGAGUCAGCUGUCAUAGUUAUACAGAUGAUUCACAAAUUUAUAUAUGUAUAUAUUUAUAUUAGAGACAGACACAAGCAGUGCCUUACAACCUGUUUAUCUGGUAACAUUAACUGAAUGAAAAUAAUUUUGUAAAACUAAAUGAAGAAGAAAAAACAAAACAAAAAAACAACAGAAAUCCAGAAGUAGGAUAGGGAAUAUUUUCUACUAGGAAAAGUUGUACAUUUGGGUGUAAAUUUGAUAAAAUUGACCCCAAAAAAUAUAACAAAAUCAAAUUUAAAAAAUGUUUUAUUUUAUUUUAGAAACCACAGACUUUACCGCUCUCAGACUGCAGCAUCCAGCAACUCAUGGUGUUGUUUUUUUUUCACGUCUUGAGUAAACCAUUGCUUUGUUUAUUGAGUGCCAAAAGCCACAAUAGAGUAUCAACACACAGAAUAAGAAAGAGAGCAAGAACGAAACUUGCAGCUCUUUUAGCAUCAUUGCAACGGAUAUCUAUUUCUUUUAAAAUUGAAUUUAACAUUGUUUUACUUUCUUAAAAAGCUCUCAGUAGAUUAACAUAUCCAUUCAUUUCUAGAUAACUCUGUGCCAAUUUGGAUUUUAAGGUCACAUGUUGGCUUGUUAUGUAUGCUAUGCAACAAAGAGGUGUAUAACUUAAAUGAUCAAUAUCCUGCAGAUGCAUAUUAUUAAUCAUUUAAAAGUCCAGCUAAUAUCAUUAGAGUUUUAAUAAGCAUUGCUUAUUAUUUUCCCCUGCUAUAUUUAUAACCAUUUGUUAAUUUCUUUCUAUUAUCUGUUUUUUACAGUUUGUUAUGCUGGUUUUUUUUUUUUUUUAAAUUUAUGGAUUAUUAGUAUUAUUUUAUUUGAUAAACCCUCACAUUUUACAGAGAUCAUAUAAUUUGCCUGGAUUUACACAUCUUACUUUUUACAACUCAACUGACUACUGAUUCAGUCAUUUAUUCCAUUAUGGACAGAAUGACUAAUAUGGAAUUGACAGAUCUUACAUAAAUAUUCUUACUUGGCCUUUACAUGGCUCCUACCUACACCACACGGUUUUAAGAGCACAUAUGAGAAAACCAAUGAAUGGCAACUAGUCAGCUCUUUUUUUUUUUUUUUUACUUAUCAUCUGCUCAUUUCCUGUGUGGAGGAGCUAUACAAAGCUGCAACAGGUCUUUUUUCUUCACAAGCAUACACCAUUUUGAAUGCAAAUACCAUUUUGAGGUUUUUUUUAGUAACAGUAGUGAUUUGUCAGUAAAGUCAUUUUAAUUCCAAUUUGUACACAUUGUAUUUGUGUAUUCGUAGAUUUUCUACUUAUAUUGAGUCUGUUUUGUUGUAAUUUGUGCAUAUGUCGUCUAUAAUAUAUAACCUUGUUUCCCUGAAUUCAUUGUGAAUUGGUUAAAUGUGAGACUAUGAUCUACUGCGUUUGCCGUCAUGGCCCUAAAACUGGAAAUUAGACAAGGUUGUUGGAUAAGACAUUGUGAAAACAAUAGGCUUUAUUAUAUAAAUAAAUUCAUGAAACAAGUGGGA
Ictalurus punctatus (channel catfish) is the source of this 3088-nucleotide messenger RNA. It is a transcript of the gene slamf7, whose product is annotated as SLAM family member 7. Lineage: Eukaryota; Metazoa; Chordata; Actinopteri; Siluriformes; Ictaluridae. The transcript has 7 exons. The record is from RefSeq and is a predicted model, not a curated record. The coding region runs from base 334 to 1335 and encodes 333 amino acids.